Messenger RNA from Vespula pensylvanica (western yellowjacket), 4809 nucleotides. RefSeq lists its product as uncharacterized. The record is from RefSeq and is a predicted model, not a curated record. Lineage: Eukaryota; Metazoa; Arthropoda; Insecta; Hymenoptera; Vespidae. Bases 158 to 3475 code for a protein of 1105 amino acids. The transcript has 5 exons.
CGUGCAAGAGCUUCAGUCGUUCUUGACUCUCUGACCACAGAGAUACUCUCGUUCAUAUAGAAGAAAAAACAAAUCAAAAAGAAAAAAAAAAUAAAAUAAAACGAAACAAAAGAAAUAUCGCGAGUGACAACCAACUAAAUCACGAAGUGAGAACACCAUGAGAUUGUUCGUGUGUUUCGUGCCAGUGUUGGUACUACUUUUCAUUCAAGAUUCCUUUGCUAAACCUGGUUUACUUCGUGAUCUGACAUCAGGUUUAUCAAGUGGAGGUCUUUUGGAUCCACUUGGAUUAUUUAAUAAAGGAGAUAAGAGUCAGGCUACUGCCAGUAGCAAUGCUCAAUCAUUAGGUACCAAUUUGAAUCUUGGACCAUUGGGUCUCUCCACCAAUUUGGCAUCAUCCUCGGCAUCAGCAACAGCCCAUGGGGGUGGUUCUGCAUCUGCCAAGGCAAAUGCUAAUGCUCAAGGUUAUGGUUAUAAUGGUGCCAAUGCCAACGCCAACGCCAACGCCAACGCCAACGCCAAUGCUGGAGCUUCAGCCAAUGGUGGUGCACAAGGCUAUGAUGAUUCUUCGAGUCUUUACAACGGUGGAUCUUUAAAUAACAAUGGUAUUACUGGCAACUAUAAUUUAAGACCAAAUGAACCUUAUUCGAACAAUGUCUUUCCUUCGAAUGGACAAUAUGGCGGUUACGAUGGUUCCUCACGUAAUUCUGGAAAUGCUCAGUCCAAUGCUAAUGCAAAUGCUGGUGCAUAUAGUGGUAGCAAUGGAGGUACUUUCAUUCCAUCAAAACCAAGUCCAUCUUUGGGACCAACUUAUGUCGCUGAUUAUGGCCCAUCUUAUCCUCAGUACCAAGGAAAUAGUGGUAGUACUUCUGGACAUUCAAAUGCACAUUCUAGUGCCAAUGCAAAUGCAAAUGCUAAUGCUAAUUCUGGUAGGACCGAGCAUGGAUAUAACGUGCCCGAAUCAAUUCCUAUAAACAUCCCACAAACGAUUCAACGACCACAACCUACCCUACAACAGAGACCUAUAAUAAUAACUCAAUCUCCACCAAACCCGAUAAUUCGGCAACCUAUACAAAAUUCAAAUGGUUACUCCAGUGCCAGUGCAAAUGCAAAUGCUAAUGCUAAUGCUGGUAGGAUUGAUCAUGGAUAUAGAGCACCAAUAAUCGAAUCAAUUCCUAUAAACGUUCCGCAAAAUAUUCAACGACCACAGCCUGUCCUACAACAAAGACCUACAAUAAUAAUGACUAGACCCUCACCAAACCCAAUACCUCAACAACCAAGGCCAAUUAUUCAUAGUGUUCCUGAGUUACAUAAUUCGGCAACACUACCAGUUGUUAUCGUCGAAGGUCCGCAACAACAACCAAUAAAUAGACCGGGUGUCUAUCAUCAACGUCGACCUCAUUACCAUCAUCCACAUAGACCAAAGCAACAACCUAUUGAAAUCUUCGUUAUCGAGGAUGACAGCACUCCGACACAAGCUCAAGGUGGAUAUCAGGGCAAUUACGGAUCAAAUUCAGGCGGUUCCGGGCAAUAUAAUGGAAAUUAUGGUCCUGGAACAGGUCAUGGAAGAGGAAAUCCUUUCCUAAAUGGUGGUUCAACUAGUAAUGCCAAUGCCGCAGCUAAUGCGAAUGCAAAUGCUAAUGCUAAUGCGGUUGGUCAGUCAGGAUCACUUGGAUAUAAUGGUGGAAAUGAAUAUCUUGGUAAUAUCGGAGCAAACAAUCCUUUCCUUGGUGGAUCUGGAAGUGCUGGAGCAAAUGCAAAUGCAAAUGCAAAUGCAAAUGCUAAUGCUAAUGCUCAGGGACAUGGUCAAGGACAAAUUGGAGCACAAAAUCCCUUUUUAACUGGUGGGUCUAGUAAUCUUGGUGGAUCAGGCAAUAUUGGUAGACCUUAUCAAGGCCAUGCUCAAGGAAUACCUACCCAACUUCCAACGAAACCAAAUUGUGGUGGUUCAGGAUGUAACAAUGGUCCUUCUAUAAUAAUAAUUGAUCAAAACAAACCUAAAGGCAUACCAACGACUCUACCAAAAGAAAUAGAUUCUGGAUAUUACGAUGGAAGCAACGCAGGAAGUUCAGCGAAUGCUAAUGCUGGAAGUUAUGGUGGUGCACAAAAUCAGCCUGUUAAAGGUGUCCCGAUCAUUUUAAACGGACCUAAUUACGGUGGUCAGCCUAAAUAUCCAAGUACCGGAGGAUCAGGAAACUUAGGUGGCUAUGGAAGUGGUAGUGGCUCUGCAGGAUCUAAUGCAAAUGCUAUUUCAUCGGCUAAUGCUGGAAGUUCUGGAUCUGGAUCAAGUGGUUAUGGUGGACAGGGUAACGUACCACUUAAAGGAAAUCCUAUUUUAAAUCUUGGAGGAUCUGGUUCAGGAAACUUGGGUGGUUAUGGAAGCGGUAGUGGCUUGGCAGGAUCCAAUGCAAAUGCCGAUGCAUUAGCUAAUGCUGGAAGUUCUGGAUCUGGAUCGUUAUCAGGUGGUUACGGUGGACAUGGUGGAUAUGGUGGAGGAUAUGGCGGUGGUUCAUCAGGUAGUUCUGGAUCUGGAAGUUCAGGAUUCGGUGGAAAUACUGGCGGAGGUGCAUUAGGAGGAAGUUCUGGAUCUGGUGGAUUAGGAUUCGGUGGAAGUACUGGCGGAGGUGCCUUUGGUGGGAGUUCUGGAUCUGGAAGUUCAGGAUUCGGUGGAAAUACUGGCGGAGGUGCAUUAGGAGGAAGUUCUGGAUCUGGAGGAUCAGGAUUCGGUGGAAGUACUGGCGGAGGUGCCUUUGGUGGGAGUUCUGGAUCUGGAGGAUCAGGAUUCGGUGGAAGUACUGGCGGAGGUGCCUUUGGUGGAAGUUCUGGAUCUGGAGGAUCAGGAUUCGGUGGAAGUACUGGCGGAGGUGCCCUUGGUGGAAAUUCUGGAUCUGGAGGCUCAGGAUUCGGUGGUGGUUCUGCCGGAUCGAGUGCCAGUGCUAAUGCCAAUGCAAACGCUGGCGCUUCCAGUGGAUCUGGUGGUUAUGGAAAUGGAAACAUAAAGGGAUCUGGAUCAGGCUUUGGAGGAUAUGGUGGACAAGGUAGUUCAGGCGGCUACGGUGGAAGUCAUGGAGGUUCAGGAAGUUUAGGUGGAGGAUACGGUUCUUCUGGAUCAAACGCUGCUGCCAAUGCUGAUGCUAGUGCCAAUGCUGGAAGUUCAGGUGGUUCAAGAGGAUCAGGAUAUGGUGAUGGAUCAGGCAUACUAGGAGGUUAUGGAAAUAAGGGAUCUGGUUCUGGAUACGGUGGAGGAUCAGGAUCAAGCGCUUAUUCCGACGCUAACUCUUCUGCUAGUGCCGGUGGAUCGUCCCAUGCAACUUCCAAUGCAAAAUCAAGUGCAUUUUCGAAUGCUGGUGGAUCGGCUAAUGCCAAAGCCAACGCUGAGGCAUCCAGUAGUGCUACAGGAUUCGGAUCGAAAUCAUCGGCAUCGAGUCAUGCAUCUGCUACUGCUGAUACUAGUGACAUGCUCGUAUUCACGGAUUGAACUCAAUAUUAAAACAAGGAUUUAUCAGGCAUUUGAUAAAGCGAUUCCUAUAUGUUUCAUCUUCGCAAAGUGACCAAUAAUAUUAAUUGCACGAUUUAGCUUCUCUUUUUCUUUGUUUUUGUUUUUGUUAUUCUUCGAAUUUUUAUAAUUCUGAGCGUACUUCUUGCCAUUGCAAUAUAAUUGUCUUUUGUAAAUAUCUUUAUUCAAUUUUUUUGUAUUUUUUCUUUUUUUUUUUUAUGUCAACUUAUGCCACACUGUUUCCAAUUGUAAACAAUAUAUAAGAUAUACGUCGAGUAAAACUUUUUUUUGUAUAAUUUGUUUUUAUUUUUUAUUCAAAGAUAUUGCAAAAAGAGAGGUCGUGUUGUUUGAUAGGUAGAAUAUUUUUUAAUGGAUGUAGGAAUCAAGUAAUAUGAUAUAAUACUCGGAUUAUACAAUAUCUGCUUAAUUUCCGAUAGAACACGUGACUAAUUGCUAAUAAUGUCGAAUCGAAAAUAAUACGAAUCAUUCGUUCACGUUAGAAUUAAACUUUGUACAAAACCGGUAUAGCAGUUUGUAAUACGUGUAACCAGGCAUGUUAUCGUGAACUAUAAUUGUAUUGUUCAUUUCUGUGUCUCCCUCGAGCUAUUUGUCGAUAUUGUUAAUCUUUAAUAUCUAAUAUUAGAUUAUACACGUAAAUAUAUAUAUAUAUAUAUAUAUAUAUAUAUAUAUAUAUCCUCGCUUAGAUAAAUUAUUUCGAUUUAGAAAUGACCACGAUACAUUGAUACGAGUUUUAUGAGAUUCCUGAAAAUCAUGGGAUUCACGUAAAAGUAUUUAGAAUGAAGUGUUUAGAAAAAGAAAAAUUCAGUAUUUUUAUAUUCAUUUGCGAUGAAUCUUUUAUGAAACACAUAGACGCACUCACUUACGCAUCUACAUAAUUUUGAAUGUAAGAUAUUAAAAAUUUAAUUGUGAUUUUUUUUUCAAAUAUGAAUAUUAUGAGAUUAGAAAGAAAAAAAUACAUAAAUAUAUGUAUAUUUAUUAAGAGAAGAUAAGACAACUGUAAUCAAUGUUCAAUUUGUCCUAUGUAUUUCCGUGCGAUUUUUCUUCCGGUUUUUUUUUGUAAUUCAUAGAUAAUUACCGAGAAUUAUUUUAACAUCGAACAUUAUUCGUUUCGGAUUUUCCUUGAAAUUCUCCUCUAUUAUCAACUUCUUAUCUCAUAUACGCUCGAUGUAAACAUUCUCACAUUCUCGUCUCUCUUACAUAAUAUUUUACUGCGCGUCUUAUUUGUAAGCACUAAAAAUUUGAAAUAAAAUUUACGAUACAUUCGAUAUACUCGGAUUGUCGUUAGAAAAAAAUCA